This is a messenger RNA of Dracunculus medinensis (Guinea worm), 1230 nucleotides long. The record is from the annotation of a GenBank genome assembly. Lineage: Eukaryota; Metazoa; Nematoda; Chromadorea; Rhabditida; Dracunculidae.
AUGUUUUCUUGCAAUCAUAAUUUAACAACUGAAGAAGUUCGUCGAUAUAGUCGGCAGCUAAUAGUCGAAGAGAUUGGAGUUGCAGGUCAAGAAAAAUUGCUUUAUUCUUCUCUUCUCAUUGUUGGUGCCGGUGGAUUAGGAUGUCCAGUUGCAUUAUAUUCUGCAGCUGCAGGGAUCGGACGAAUCGGUAUAGUUGAUGGCGAUCAUAUUUCGAUUGACAACUUGCAUCGUCAGAUCGCCCACUCGGAAAAUGACUUAGGCAAUUCCAAAGUAUCUUCAUUGCUGGCAUCAAUUAAUCAAUUAAAUAGCAAGGUCAAAGUCGAGAUCUUUGAUACUCAUUUAACGGUUAAAAAUGCUGUAAAAAUUUUAAAUAAUUACGAUGUAAUAGCUGAUUGCACAGAUAAUGUUCCAACCAGAUAUCUGAUUAAUGAUAUUUGCGUAUUGCUUAAGAAACCUUUGGUAUCAGGUAGUGCUCUUCGUUGGGAGGGACAGUUAAGCGUCUAUAACUUUGGCCAGGAUUGUCCAUGUUUCCGUUGUAUAUUUCCGAGGCCGCCGCCUGCUAUUGCAGUAUCUCGUUGUGCUGAUAGUGGUGUAAUAGGCCCAAUUGUGGGUAUUGUUGGCAAUUUGCAGGCUGUCGAAAUCAUAAAAAUUUGUGCUCUUAAUAUUUCGAGUUUUGCUGGACGCAUUUAUUUAUUUAAUGGAUUAACGGGAAUAACUAAAAAUGUGCGUUUAAGAAAUCGGCAGGCAAACUGUGCGGUCUGUUCUGCUAAUAACGAUAAAAAUUUCCUUGGAGAUUAUGAAAUGUUUUGUGAUUCUCCGAUAAAUGACAACCCCAUCUCGCUGGAUCUGUUGGCAACCGAUGAUCGAUUAACGGCUGGUGAAUUUUAUAGUAUGUGCAUAUCAGAUUCUCCUUGUCUUAUAGAUAUAAGGUCGUCAAAUCAGUUUGACAUCGGUCAUAUUUCUAUUGCAAAAAAUAUCGAAUUUUCAAAUCUUAUAAAGAUGACCAGAUCUAAUCUUCUUUCAUUCUUGGACUUCGAUGAAAAUCGCUUGAAAUCAGUAGGAGUUUUAGUUUUAGUUUAUGUAAUCUGUCGGCGAGGAAAUCAUUCCCAGUUGGCUGUAUUAAAUCUACGCGAGAAAUUCGCUGAUAUCGAUCCAUUGCGUUUUAAAGAUAUUAUCGGAGGAUACGAAUCUUGGGCAACUUUGGUUGAUCCUUCGUUUCCAGUUUAUUAA